This is a messenger RNA of Rhagoletis zephyria (snowberry fruit fly), 2217 nucleotides long. The record is from RefSeq and is a predicted model, not a curated record. NCBI's taxonomy places the organism in Eukaryota, Metazoa, Arthropoda, Insecta, Diptera, Tephritidae.
AUGUCGCAGAUUUUGCCCAUCAAGUUUCAGGAGCAUCUCCAGCUGACCCAAAUCGGGAUCAACCAGUCGAGCAUCAGUUUCAACAUGCUCACCAUGGAGAGCGACAAGUUCAUCUGCAUCCGCGAGAAGCAAGGGGAGACCGCCCAGGUGGUGAUCAUCGACAUGGCCAACCCGCAGACGCCGAUCCGCCGGCCGAUCAGCGCCGACUCCGCCAUCAUGAACCCCUCGACGAAGGUGAUCGCACUGAAGGCGACGCGCACGCUGCAGAUCUUCAACAUCGAGAUGAAGUCGAUGAUGAAGGCGCACACGAUGACGGAGGACGUCGUCUUCUGGAAGUGGAUCAACGUCAAGACGAUCGCCCUCGUCACCGAGAAGGCCGUCUUCCACUGGUCGAUGGAGGGCGACUCGACGCCGACCAAGAUCUUCGAGCGCCACGCCAACCUCAACGGCUGCCAGAUCAUCAACUACCGCGCCGACCACCAGCUGAAGUGGCUGGUGCUGAUCGGCAUCGCCGCCCAGAGCAACCGCGUCACCGGCGCCAUGCAACUCUACUCGGUGGACCGCAAGGUGAGCCAGCCGAUCGAGGGCCACGCCGCCUCCUUCGCCCUCUUCAAGAUGGAGGGCAACCCCGAGCCGUCCAAUCUCUUCAGCUUCGCGGUGCGCUCCCCCACCGGCGGCAAGCUGCACAUCAUCGAGGUGGGCACCGCUCCCACCGGCAACCAGGCCUACACGAAGAAGCAGGUGGACGUCUUCUUUCCGCCCGAGGCGCAGAGCGACUUUCCCGUUGCGAUGCAGAUGUCCACCAAGUUUGACAUCAUCUACCUGAUCACCAAGUACGGCUACAUUCACCUCUACGACAUCGAGUCGGGCACCUGCAUCUACAUGAACCGCAUCAGCGCCGACACCAUCUUCGUCACCGCGCCCUACGAGGCCACCAGUGGCAUCAUCGGCGUCAAUCGCAAGGGCCAGGUGCUCUCGGUGAGCGUCGACGAGACCAACCUCAUUCCCUACAUCCAGGGGACGCUGCAGAACUCGGACCUGGCGCUGCGCAUUGCCUCGCGGAACAACCUCGCCGGCGCCGACGACCUCUUCAUCCUCAAGUUCAACAACCUCUUCAACUCGGGCCAGUACAUUGAGGCGGCGAAGGUGGCCGCCAGCGCCCCGCAGGGCAUCCUCCGCACGCCCGCCACCAUUCAGCGCUUCCAGUCGAUGCCCACGGCGGCCGGCCAGUCCUCGCCCCUUUUCCACUACUUUGGCAUUCUCCUCGACCAGGGCAAGCUGAACAAGUACGAGUCGCUGGAGCUGUGCAAGCCCGUCCUUCAGCAGAAUCGCAAGCAGCUGCUGGAGAAGUGGCUGAAGGACGACAAGCUGGAGUGCAGCGAGGAGCUGGGCGACAUCGUCAAGGCGAUCGACCCCACCCUCGCCCUCUCCGUCUACCUGCGCGCCAACGUGCCCAACAAGGUCAUUCAGUCCUUCGCGGAGACGGGCCAGUUCAAGAAGAUCAUCCUCUACGCGAACAAGGUCGGCUUCGCGCCCGACUACAUUGCCCUCCUCCGGCAGAUCGUCCGCAGCAGCCCCGACAAGGCGAGCGAGUUCGCCCAGUCGCUGGUGGCCGAGGAGGAGCCCCUCGCCGACAUCGGCUCCAUUGUGGACGUCUUCAUGGAGGCGAAUCUGGUGCAGCAGUGCACCAGCUUCCUCCUCGACGCCCUCAAGAACAACCGGCCGGAGGAGGCCGCCCUGCAGACGCGCUGCCUGGAGAUGAACCUGCUGACGGCGCCGCAGGUCGCGGACGCCAUUCUCUCCAACAAGAUGUUCACCUACUACGACAAGGCGCACAUUGCGCAGCUCUGCGAGAAGGCCGGCCUGCUGCAGCGCGCCCUGGAGCACUACACCGACCUCUACGACAUCAAGCGGGCGAUCGUCCACACCCACCUCCUCAACCAGGAGUGGCUGGUCAACUACUUUGGCACGCUCUCGGUGGAGGACUCGCUGGAGUGCCUCAAGGCGAUGCUCACCAACAACAUUCGCCAGAAUCUGCAGAUCUGCGUGCAGGUGGCGGGCAAGUACCACGAGCAGCUGACCACCGACGCGCUGAUUGAGCUCUUUGAGUCCUUCAAGAGCUACGAGGGCCUCUUCUACUUUCUCGGCUCGAUCGUCAACUACAGCCAGGACGCCGAUGUGCACUUCAAGUACAUUCAGGCCGCCUGCAAGACCGGC